UAGGAAUCUGUUACUGUUAGCGUCUUGUGUUUGUGUUCGUUCUUCCCUAUUAUUCAGCAUCUACCACCUUCCACAUAGCACAAACUAGCUUCUCCAUAACGCACAAAAAACCUUCGUUGAACGAGAUUUUGGUGAUGGCAACAGUGGAAGCAACCAAUGAAGCCAUGGCAACGGUAGCUGAUAAGGCACCAAUAACUGCUGAGAGAAAGGUUCCUUUGCACUUGGACACCAAGAUCCCCAAACCCUAUUUGCCUCGAGCUUUGAGUGCCCCUGAUACAGAGAAUGUCAAUGGCACUUGGGGUCACAAACACAAUAACAUGUCCGUGCUUCAGCAGCAUGUUUCCUUCUUUGACAUUGACAAUGAUGGUAUCGUGUACCCGUGGGAGACAUAUAAAGGAUUCCAAGCUCUUGGUUUCAACAUGAUUCUUUCCUUCAUAUUCUCGAUCUUCAUUAAUGCAGCUCUGAGUUAUCCUACUCUUCCUACAUGGCUACCUUCACCUUUCUUGCCAAUUUACAUACAAAACAUACACAAGGCAAAGCAUGGGAGUGACAGUGGUACCUAUGACACAGAGGGAAGGUUCAUCCCAGCAAAUUUGGAAAUCAUGUUCAGUAAGUACGCUCGUGAGGUUCCUGAUAAAUUGUCAUUAAGGGAGCUUUGGCACAUGACUCAAGGAAACAGUGUUACAUAUGACUUCUUUGGAUGGAUUGCUAGUAAAUUUGAGUGGGGAGUUCUGUAUGUUCUAGCAAGAGAUGAAGAAGGUUAUCUGUCAAAAGAAGCUGUGAGGCGUUGCUUUGAUGGAAGCUUAUUUGAGUAUUGUGCUAAAGUACGCAAGGGCACUACUGGAAAGAUGGCUUGAGAGCUUUAGUUAAUUCCCUAUCAAUAUUCAGUGUUUCGAUAAGAAUUUUUAUUACUGUUUCUAGUUAAGUGCUUUACUAAACUUUAGUUCACCUAAAUGAUUGUGCUUCCAUUGCUUGAGCAGUUGAAAGAGCAAAUAAAAUUAGCAAAUUACAUUCC
Abrus precatorius (Indian licorice) is the source of this 1015-nucleotide messenger RNA. Its product is annotated as peroxygenase 1-like. The record is from RefSeq and is a predicted model, not a curated record. The transcript is spliced from 6 exons. Lineage: Eukaryota; Viridiplantae; Streptophyta; Magnoliopsida; Fabales; Fabaceae. Bases 135 to 857 code for a protein of 240 amino acids. Gene Ontology annotation, molecular function: calcium ion binding; monooxygenase activity.